CUACAAUAAUUUUUCUUAUCGUAAAAUAGCUUAGCCAUUUAAAAGUUAAAGAAGCACGGAGCACCGUAAAAAUGAUCUUAGUUUUAGUCGUUUUAGCUAUUUUUCAUCCUGAGCAAGUAUUACCCUACAGAAGAAGUCUAGAGCCACUGAGAGCAGGAUGCUCACCACGAUCUCACCUGCUGAACGACUGCAACUGGUGCGUGUGCGAUGCGAAAGGGCAGUACCACUGCACGGUGCGCUCUUGCCACGCCGUAGACAAGUUUGGGCACUUCAGAGAUGCAAUUGCAGAUAUAAGCGUAGGCAUGGAAGGUAGAGGCUCGUGGAGAACCAAAGAUAUGCCCACAGCGUGCACCCCCAAUGCACACUACGCUCGGGACGGCCUGCUUUGUGUCUGCAAUGAAGACGGAGACUGGCCCAGUCCUGUGUGUCGAGAUGUAUUCCGAGUUCUGUAUUCCGUAGAGCCUACUUCUCCAGCCGCUGUGGCACGUAACCGAGCCUGCAUGCCCAAUCAACUGUAUCUGGUGGGGUGCAACAUUUGCGUUUGCUCUGAAGGUUACUUAGAUAAAAGCUCGUGCACAAAUAUUAAUUGUAAGCCCGACGAUCCCCUGGUCCAAGCCGAAGGUGGAAUUCCAGCGUUACAGAGUAGCAAAGAUAUGUAUGACGAAAUUUAUGCAGCUUGCGAUAAAAACGAGGAGUAUCUUCUCGGCUGUAGAAAGUGUACAUGCCUCGCAAAUAACAGACUCUUAUGCAGCAAUUGUUCCGAGAGCUUAGGCGACUCCAACAGAGCCGGUAGUCUCUGUGAUGGCAAACAAAUUUACGAAAUAUUUCCCGUUGAAUGUAAUUUCUGCCAAUGCGAUGAUGUGAAAAAUAUGUACUGCACAACAAAGAAAUGUCUGCUGAAGGAAACUAUUAGCGAAAUAGAAAGGACAUCAGUUUUAGGUGAGAAAAAGUGCAACGGAAAGACGCACGCCAAAAAGUGUGACCAUGAGGAACACCGUACAAUUCAUGAGGAAUGCGUUCGGAACACAGUUUACGAGAAGGCUUGCGACCUCUGCCUCUGUUACUCGGAUAGCAGGGACAGGGGGCGUGAGUUAUGCGUUCGCAACCCAAUAUGUGACGCUAAACAAGGCUUAAAAUCUGAACCGUUGAAGAGCUUGCGAACGUCGUACGGCUGCGAGCCUUUCCGCACCUACGAGAGAGAUUGUAACGACUGUCAGUGCUUGGCUGAUGGUAAAACGCUGAAGUGUUCGUCGAAGAUAUGUGACGCCCCAGAAGCUUCUACGGUAAAAAUAAUGCCCAUUAUUCUUAAAGAAGGAGGCACCUGUCCAGUUGGAAGUAUGUACUACCAGUUCUGCAAUAUUUGCGUGUGCCGAGAAAAUAAUAGGAGCCUGUGUACGACGUUGUCCUGCGACUCUAACGGCCAUUAAUAUUGCCUUAGGAACUUCAUCAAGAGGUAAGAUAGCAGCGAAUUGAGUACACUAGGUAAUAAAAGUACUUAAUAUUAUGUAAAUUA
Messenger RNA from Aricia agestis (brown argus), 1513 nucleotides. RefSeq lists its product as uncharacterized. Lineage: Eukaryota; Metazoa; Arthropoda; Insecta; Lepidoptera; Lycaenidae. The transcript has 3 exons. The record is from RefSeq and is a predicted model, not a curated record. The coding region runs from base 72 to 1427 and encodes 451 amino acids. Gene Ontology annotation, molecular function: peptidase inhibitor activity.